AUGAUGAAUGUGGAAGCUCAAAGAAUCCACUCCAAAUCCUAUAACAUCAGCUUGGACUCCUCUCUAUCCCCCAACACUAACCUCAGUUCAUGGCUCUCACCUUCAGGCCGUUUUGCCUUUGGUUUCUAUCGACAAGGCAACGGCUUUGCUGUUGGAAUAUGGCUUGUCAAUCAGCCUAAGCCACUAGUAGUCUGGACUGCAAACCGCGAUGAUCCGCCUGUAUCCUCUAGCUCUACUCUAACAUUGAAGAGAAAUGGUCUUCUCCUUCAGAGUUAUGAUAAGCACCAAAAAGAAAUAGCUGUUGCUAAUUUCUCAAGUACGGGACCGAACUCAGCAACGUACGGGUCUGCAAGUUCAGCUGCACUGCUUGAUUCUGGAAAUUUUGUGGUUUACGACAAUAACUCUACUGUUAUCUGGGAGAGCUUUAGUUUUCCAACUGAUACCAUUCUGGGGGGUCAAAAUCUGUAUGCUCCCGACAGGUUGGUAUCCAGUGCGUCUAUAUCAGAUCAUUCGAGUGGACGAUUUCGGUUGUGGAUGCAAGAUGAUGGAAACUUAGUUGCUUACCCAGUAAAUAGCUCCGCGAAUCCAGAUAAUGCUUAUUGGUCUACUGGUACUUAUGGUAAGGGUUUCAGUGUACACCUCAGUCUGAACAUAUCAGGUUUUCUCACUUUGCUACAGGAUGACACUAGGGUGCUCACUUUGGUCAAUGGAUCGUAUCAUGGCCGGAGUUGGAAUGUUAUCCACCGCGCAACACUGGAUGUGACUGGGAUUCUUCGACUCUACAUGCACAAUUUUGUGAGCAAUGAUAGUACUAGUUCCAGGGAAGAGCUGGUUUGGUCCUUUUUGCAGGACGAGUGUGAAGUCAAAGGUACAUGUGGCUUAAACAGUUACUGCACAGCAGUAGGAAACAAAACCAACUGCAAUUGUUAUCCAGGAUUUGUGAUCGACCCUACUGAUACAUCUGGCUGCUAUCGGAAUUCCAGUGGCGAUGGCUGCACUAGCAAUCAUCAAGACCCUCGCUUGCAGUACAAGGUAGCUGAAAUGGAGAAUGUGAUGUGGGGUGAUCAUCCAUAUUCAUUGGUAUCAAAGAAAAACCAGCAACUCUGUAGUGACUCUUGCCUGGAGGACUGCAAUUGUGGGGCGGUCCUAUAUACAAAUGCGAGUUGCAAUAUGUACAAGCUUCCAAUUAGAUACGGCAGGAUUAGUAAAAAUAUAUCUGAGAAAGGAAUCAAAGGAUUCAUCAGGGUGGCUCUUGGAAGCGUCCGUAGACCAAAGCCUACUGUUCCGGUCAGUUGGAGGGGAGAAAACAAAAGCAAUAAGAAUAAUAUGCUUAAAAUUCUUGCUCUAAGUCUGGGUUUCAUAGCUUUCAUGUGUUUUGUCUUUGCAUUCUCUAGCUUCUUUUUAUACAAGCACAGACUACAUAGGUAUCAGAAGCUGUUGCAGUAUACAAACUCCGGAUUAGUUGAUCAAGGGUACUUCACUUUGCAAUCAUUUUCUUACACUGAGCUUGAAGAAGCAACAGAUGGCUUCAAGGAAGAAUUGGGAAGAGGCAGUUUUGGGGCUGUUUAUAAAGGCACUCUGUCUGGCUCAACUGUUGCUGUCAAAAGACUGGAGAAAGUUGUGGAAGAAGGAGUAAGGGAGUUUAAAGCUGAAAUCACUACCAUCGGAAGAACUCAUCACAGAAACCUAGUUCAGUUGCUUGGUUUCUGCAUUGAGGGCUCUCGGAAGCUUCUCGUUUAUGAAUACAUGAGCAAUGGCUCACUUGCAGAUGUUCUCUUCAAGGCCAAAGGGGUGCGGCUCUCUUGGAAAGAAAGAGCAGGACUUGUAUUAGAUGUGGCUAAGGGGGUCCUCUACUUACACGACGAGUGUAGUGUCCACAUAAUCCACUGCAAUUUGAAACCCCAAAACAUACUCCUGGAUCACACUUGGACCGGCAAGAUCUCAGAUUUUGGUUUGGCAAGGCUACUAGUUCCAAGUGAAACAAAAAUUAAUUCUACUGGACUAGUUGACCAGAGAAGAAGUUAUGCAGCACCGGAAUUGAAGAAGAAUGCCAUGAUAUCAGUAAAAGCAGAUAUCUAUAGUUUCGGUAUUGUGCUCCUGGAGAUUGUAUGCUGCAGAAGAAACAUAGAAGUGAAUGUUUCAACACCGGAUGAUAUGAUUCUUUCGGAUUGGGUAUAUAAUUGCUAUGCAGCUGGAGAGUUAGGUAGGCUUGUGGAGGAGGAUGAAAAUGUGGAUUUGAAGACCCUAGAAAGAAUGGUGAAAGUGGGGUUGUGGUGUGUUCAAGAUGAUCCAGCUCUCCGUCCAUUCAUGAAGAACGUCAUCUUGAUGUUGGAAGGGACCAUGGACAUACCAGUCCCUCCAUCUCCAGGACAUCCCCAUCUUGUUUGAACUAUAACGCCAGUUCUACCUUGCCACUUCUGUAUUGUGAUGGAUGUAAGUAAUGUUUGUUUGAAGCAUAAUGGAAUCUGCCUUAGGU
Fragaria vesca subsp. vesca is the source of this 2476-nucleotide messenger RNA. RefSeq names its product G-type lectin S-receptor-like serine/threonine-protein kinase RLK1-like. Lineage: Eukaryota; Viridiplantae; Streptophyta; Magnoliopsida; Rosales; Rosaceae. Gene Ontology annotation, molecular function: ATP binding; protein serine/threonine kinase activity. The transcript has a single exon. The coding region runs from base 1 to 2388 and encodes 795 amino acids. Gene Ontology annotation, biological process: recognition of pollen; protein phosphorylation. The record is from RefSeq and is a predicted model, not a curated record.